Diorhabda sublineata is the source of this 3085-nucleotide messenger RNA. Its product is annotated as cytosolic carboxypeptidase-like protein 5. Gene Ontology annotation, biological process: proteolysis; protein deglutamylation. Gene Ontology annotation, molecular function: zinc ion binding; metallocarboxypeptidase activity. The record is from RefSeq and is a predicted model, not a curated record. The transcript is spliced from 11 exons. Bases 377 to 3004 code for a protein of 875 amino acids. Lineage: Eukaryota; Metazoa; Arthropoda; Insecta; Coleoptera; Chrysomelidae.
GAUUGACAAUUGACAAUGGUCAGGGUGUGUCAAAUGAAAAAGUAAAAUGUUUAAAACAAAGAAAAGACUGAGAAACUAUAAGUUUUAGUAUAUGAAAAAUCCACAUUAAACAGAAAAAAGUGAUUCAAUAGUGUCUUGCAACAUUUAAAAAAAUUAAGCAAUUGUAUUGGCCCAAAGAUUAUCUGUGACAAUUAUUAAAACAGCUGAUUAUUUAAAUUGUCAUAAAGCUGCCUUACCUACAGUCAUAUUUAUUAUUUUGAUUUUAUGCUUAUGGCUUGUUUGAAUUCGGUGUCAAAAGGGGUCAAAAGUCGGAAAGUGUUGUAAAUUUCUCAAAUGACAGUCAAAAAGUCUAGUUUGUCAAAGUUUUUUUAAAAUUAUGGCAGGAAUUAGUUGUGCAGGUUUUACCUUUUAUAAUGAAUUUGAUUCUGCUAAUCUGGCAAAGGUAGAACAAGUUUUCAGCCAAUCUAAUGAAAUCGUAGUGAAACAUCUAAAAAAUCCUUUAUUACAAGAAAUUAUUGAUGCUGAAUUCAAUAUUUGGACAAAACCUGAUUGCUGUGGUACUGAAUUUGAAAAUGGAAAUAGGACAUGGUUUUACUUUGGAAUUAAAGCCCCAGCUCCAGCAUUACUAGUAAAAUUUAAUAUUGUCGAUUUAAAUCGACAAGGAAAAAUGUAUAGUCAGGGCAUGGCCCCAGUAUAUCGAAUAAUACCAGGAAAACCAAGAUGGGACAGAAUUUCUGAUAAACCUACUCAUAGUCUGAAUGAUGACAUAUUUACCCUCAGUUUUAAAUUUCGCACUCCAGAAAAUUUGGAUAGUAUAGUUUAUUUCGCUUUUACAUAUCCAUUUUCUGUAACCGAGUUGGAAAAAAUGUUGACCAAUGUUGAUACGAAGUAUUUAAACAUGAAACGUAUUUCUGAUGAUGAUAUUUACUACGUUAGAGAAACAGUGUGCCAUUCCUGUGACGGCAAACCAAUAGAUUUAAUAACAAUAUCUUCUUAUCACGGGAUAUCAAAAGAGAGAGAAGAGAAACUGAAAAAUCUGUUUAACAGAAGUAAUGUACCUAGACCUUUCAAAUUUUCAGGUAAAAAAGUUAUAUUUGUUUCUGCAAGAGUCCAUCCUGGAGAAACUCCAUCAAGUUUUGUUUUCAAUGGUCUUUUAAGUCUUUUAUUGAGUAAAGACGAUUUAGUAGGACAAUAUUUACGUAAAAUGUACGUAUUUAAACUGAUACCGUUUCUAAAUCCUGACGGAGUAUCAAGAGGCCAUUACAGAACUGACAGCCGGGGUGUAAAUUUGAAUAGGGUAUAUCUUAAUCCUAGUUUAAAGGAUCAUCCUUCCGUGUAUGCAGCUAGAGCGUUGAUAAGAUUCUAUCAUUUUGGAUAUGAAAAGGAAGAUCACAUACCCAAAUGUGAAAAUUGUAAAGCCGGUUUACCAGGAAAUCAAAAAGAUGGCUAUCUAUCAGAAGAAGAAAUCAAAGAUGAUGCCAUAAGAAAAAAAGUAUCUCGAAUAUCUUUGAACGAAGAUAGACCUUCUCAAAAUUGGUGUACAAAAUGUAAGAGUAAUAUAUUUAAAUUGGAAGAUACUAUGCCAGGCAAAUCUACCAUCAUACCUACUUUCAAAUUAAACUCUACGAUAGGGCAUAAUUUCUGCAGGAAUUGUGGAGCAAAAUUGGAACAUACACAAAGUAAAGAAGAAGUGCAAUUCGAAAAAGUGGUCGUAGGGGCUCACGGUGAUAUAAAUUCUAAUGAAUCUGGACUUUUUUUGUACAUAGAUUUACACGGACAUGCUUCUAAAAAGGGUAUAUUUAUGUAUGGGAAUCACUUUGAUGAUGUAGAAAGAAAUGUAGAAUGUAUGUUAUUACCUAAACUCAUGAGUAUUAAUAACCACAACUUCCAUUUUCACGCUUGUAAUUUUACGGAAAGAAAUAUGUACUUGAAAGAUAAAAGGGAUGGAAUGAGUCGAGCAGGCUCUGGCAGAGUAGCUGUUUUGUCUCUUACCGGCAUAAUUAAAAGUUAUACUCUCGAAUGCAAUUAUAAUACUGGCCGAUUGGUGAAUAUUUUGCCACCAACUAUUAGAGAACCUCAUGGUAAAAUGCAUACUGUUCCUGUACCUCCUAAAUAUACCCCUCAAAUAUUUGAAGAGGUAGGAAGAUCGUUGGGAGCCUCAAUAUUAGAUUUAACUGGUAACAAUCCUUUUACGAGAUUGGCAAAUUCCGAAUUCCAUACAUUAAAUGGUCUCAGAGAUUGGUUACGAAAUAUGGCAAGAGAACUGACAGAAUCUCGACCGAGAAAAGGGAAACUUGGCAAUAAUCUCAUUCAGGGUAAAGUGGUUCGUCCGAUGCUCAAGAAUCGUUCUGUACUCCCCAAAUCACUUCCGAAAAAAGUAAAAACGAGAAGUGCACCUAUUCCAUUAGACAGAAAAGAAAAUUUAGCUCAAUCCGCCUCAUCAAAGACAUCAAUGAAAAUCAGCAAAUCACCAUUUAAAGCGAAGACUAGAAAGGAAUUGACUCUUAAAUCGAAGAAUUCCGCAGAAAAAUUGAAACCUGUUGCGAAAGUUAUUAAGAAACCUGUAAGUGUAGGUACCAGUAAUCAAUCCAACUUAAAACUAGAGAGCGUUCCUCAAGCGGCAGGUACAACGCAAUCAGAUAAAUCUAAAGAUGAAGGGGUCCAUCUGAGAGAGAUUUGUUUUAUCAAUAACAGCGAAGGUAAGGCGGUUAUAGCGAAAUACGAAAACACCGAUAAAUACGAUGAUAGUUUAGUUGUGGCCUGGGGAAAAAAUUCCGCUCACCCACAAUUAUUUACGCGCAAAACUAGAGUUUUUUCAGCUCCCCCUUAUCAUCUUCCGAAUAAAUCUUACUCGGAACCGAGUACAAGCAAACAGGGAGGGGCAUUUCGUGUGCACAAUUUCGCAAAAACCAAAGCCAGAAAAAAUUUGAGACGAUUAGCAAGUGCCGCCGACAUUUUGGGAAAAGCUGAUAAAAAAAAGAAGAAAAAAUUGAAGGCCAAAUAAACACCUCAUCGAUUUAAAUAUAUCUGACUGUCUUCAAACAAAUUUUUUCUGUACUGUAAACAAUAAAUUAAUGUCGCCAUU